UUCUCAUAACAUCUAGCUUCUAUUUUAGGUGCCUUAUUACCAGUUCCAGAUCAGUAUUACUAUGGAGCCCAAAUCUAGAGUUUCAACCACCAGCUGUUUUUCAUUGCCGCAAGUCAAUGAGCCAAUAAGCUCAUCGAUCGAAGAGGAUCUGGAUAAGACCGAGGUCACAUCUACCGACAACGGUACCACUACCGACAGCGAGCUACAGACGGCUAAGAUGGCCAAAAUACUACAGCAGCAGCGGGCCGAACUCUUGUGGAAGACGUUCACGGAUGAGGAGUACAGCGACUGGAAAACGUUCAAGGACAGCAACUACAAGGUCCCGCUGCUUUCUGUGUUCUCAUACGUCAAGUGUAAACCCAUAAUCAUUGAAAUGCCCAAUGUGCCGCCCAAGACAUCGGGGCCGCGCUUGAUGACCAAUAUUCUGAAGAGCAACUAUGGUGCCAUCGCCCUCGUUCUGAUCGGAGAGACAAAAUUCAGGUGCAUUCCCUGCGUGCUCAAGUGCUUCUCCGUGUGGUUUAGUACACGCGACUGGCGGAUAACCCGCUUCAAGUUCAAAGAGAGUGAGGUGCCUCCCCGCGGCUUCGAGGUCGUCUACGAAUGGAUGCGCACCAACCAGCUGCCUAAAUUCGAGGAUCUGGUGCCCGCACUCCAAGUCGCGUGCCAUCUAAAAGUAACCCUGCUGGAAAAGGAAAUCUGGAAGAUCCUGUCCGACGACUCUGUGCGCGAGAAAAUGGCCUUCCUGGUCUACCUGGACGCUAGACGGGUGCCGGGGCUCGGUGCGCUCUGCGAGGCUAUGCUGACCCGGUUCAGGAAAUACUUCCUGGCGCUGGUGGGUAGCCCAGACUUCGUGCAUCUAACAGUGGGCGUUCUGGAAGACUUACUGCGCCAGGACUCGAUCGGUGUUAAUUCGGAGAUGGAGGUGUUCUUUGCCGUGACUCGUUGGCUGGGCCUCUCUCGCAACCCGAAGCGCCAAGAGCACUUGCAGCGUCUGAUGAAGUGCGUCCGCUUCCACCACAUGCCCAUAACUUUUUUGUUUAGCCUGCGUGAGUCUUUCAACCAUCCGGACAAGUCUAACCUUUUUAGCGACGAUCCCGUUAUGUUGGCAUUCAGUAAGGAUUCGGAAAUGAUGGAUACGCUGGAGCACGCCAUAUACUUUAUCGGUGUGCGCAACCAAUGCGGUGGCAUCAACGACUUUCUGGCCACCUGCGAGAGCCACCACAUGGAGGUGGUCUUACCGCGAUUGUGGGUCUAUCACGUCAACUGCCCGUACCAUCUACGCACCAUUGACUUCCCAUAUCAGCACCGCUUCACAGCCACGGAUUUUAGCGCCUACAUUAAAAGCAUCCAGAAGGAAUGGUCUGGUAAGGGGCCGCCGGACCACGGAAAGGACCUGGUCAUCGACGUGGAGCUGGAUCCUCUGCUAGGCGGGCACGAGGAUGAAAAGGCCAAAGAGUGACCUAAUGUAUAUUUUAUAUUUUCCUACUGUUUCUUACCAUUGUUUUCAAAGUGUUCGACCUCUUUUUCGAACACCCGUUCAAAAUAAAGUUGCUUAACCAA
Messenger RNA from Drosophila mauritiana, 1560 nucleotides. RefSeq lists its product as uncharacterized. The coding region runs from base 62 to 1459 and encodes 465 amino acids. The transcript has a single exon. Lineage: Eukaryota; Metazoa; Arthropoda; Insecta; Diptera; Drosophilidae. The record is from RefSeq and is a predicted model, not a curated record.